AUGUCCGCCAUCACCGAGACCCGUCAGUCCGUCUACGUCUCCGAGGGCUUCUCUGAGCCCAUGAGCGCUCAACACAACUUUGCCAACAACUUCGACCUCAACGACCCCGAGCGUGCCAUGAGCGAAUACCAAAGAAUUAUGCACGAGCACACCAAGCGCCAACUCACCACCGCAACUGAUUCUGCCCGCCGACGAAGCGGAGGCUCCAACGAAUCCGUCAGC
Messenger RNA from Bipolaris maydis ATCC 48331, 222 nucleotides. RefSeq lists its product as uncharacterized. The record is from RefSeq and is a predicted model, not a curated record. NCBI's taxonomy places the organism in Eukaryota, Fungi, Ascomycota, Dothideomycetes, Pleosporales, Pleosporaceae.